CAAAAUUAUCUCCCACAUCAAGACAUCACGGAGCCUCCACAUCAUGUGCCACAUCCCAGUGUUCUGCUGGAUCACUGCUACGGUCCUGGAGAACGUCCUGGAGAAAGUCCUGGAAACCAGAGAGGGAGGGGGGCUGCCCAAGACCCUGACUGAGAUGUACAUCCACUUCCUGGUGGUCCAGGCCAAACUGAAGAAGGUCAAGUAUGACGGAGGUGCUGAGACGGAUCCACACUGGAGUCCAGAGAGCAGGAAGAUGGUGGAGUCUCUGGGAAAACUGGCUUUUGAGCAGCUGCAGAAAGGAAACCUGAUCUUCUAUGAACCAGACCUGAGAGAGUGUGGCAUCGAUGUCAGAGAGGCUUCAGUGUACUCAGGAGUGUUCACCCAGAUCUUUAGAGAGGAGAGCAGCCUGUACCAGGAUCAGGUUUUCUGCUUCAUCCAUCUGAGUGUUCAGGAGUUUCUGGCUGCUCUUCAUGUCCAUCGGACCUUCAUCAAGUCUGGAGUCAACCUGCUGGAGGAACAAAGAAACACCAUCAAGUGGUCUAAAAAAAGAUCAGAGACUCAACUCUAUCAGAGAGCUGUGGACAAGGCCUUACAGAGUCCCAACGGACACCUGGACUUGUUCCUCCGCUUCCUCCUGGGUCUCAAACUGGAGACCAAUCAGACUCUCCUACGAGGUCUGCUGGAACCAAAACAAAGAAGUUCAAAAAACAAUCAGGAAACAGUUGAAUACAUCAAGAAGAAGAUCAGUGAGGAUCUGUCUGCAGAGAAAAGCAUCAACCUGUUCCACUGUCUGAAUGAACUGAACGAUGGUUCUCUGGUGGAGGAGGUCCAACAGUCCCUGAGGUCUGGACGUCUCUCCACAGAUGAACUGUCUCCGGCUCAGUGGUCGGCUCUGGUCUUCAUCUUACUGUCAUCAGAAGAUCUGGAGGUGUUUGACCUGAAGAAGUUCUCAGCUUCCGAGGAGGUUCUACGGAGGCUGCUGCCAGUGGUCAAAGCCUCCAAGAAAGUUGUGUUGAAUGACUGUAACCUCUCAGGGAACAUCUGUCCACUUCUGUCCUCAGUUCUCAGCUCUCAGUCCUCCAGUCUGACAGAACUGGACCUGAGUAACAACCACCUGCAGGGUUCAGGACUGAAGAAGCUGUGUCCUGGACUGGAGAGUCCACACUGUCACCUGGAGUCUCUCAGCGCCAUCAUCAGGUGA
Molecule: messenger RNA, 1201 nt
Organism: Cololabis saira (Pacific saury)
Lineage: Eukaryota; Metazoa; Chordata; Actinopteri; Beloniformes; Belonidae
Product: protein NLRC3-like
Exons: 3
Coding region: 44-1201 (385 amino acids)
Molecular function (GO): protein binding
Source: RefSeq, a predicted model, not a curated record